Messenger RNA from Symbiodinium pilosum, 632 nucleotides. NCBI's taxonomy places the organism in Eukaryota, Dinophyceae, Suessiales, Symbiodiniaceae. The record is from the annotation of a GenBank genome assembly.
GCGCUUCGAAGCUCUCUUGCUCCGCUGUCGCUUCUUUUGGCGCCUCGCUGGUCGAAACCAUGCUGACUUUUGGCUCUCAGUCUCGGAAUGCGCAAAUGGCGUAUAACAAUUCCUUCGUGAUGUUUGCCUCGGUCACUGAUGGAUCCCGGAAGAAUGUGCCCCUGACAAGGGUGCAGGACGUCUGGGGUCCUGGGGCAGAGGCACUCCUGGUGAGGAAUUUCCUCAGUGUCAUGGCCGUGCGGAGCCUCUCCCCUUGGCUAAAGGAGCGGAUUCCAGGCGAAUCCCGCGCCAAGGCCGCCUUGUGCGAUGUGAGCAGCUCACUGGUGACGUGCACCGUCACAGCUCCCGUCCACCAGCUCUUCAACUUCUUGGCUACGACUCCAGAGGCAAAACAGGUGAGCCUCGCGCGUCGGGCUAGCAUGGCCAGGAAGUUCUUGCGGGAGCAGUACUUCGUGCCUUUGCCCCGCGAGGUGAUGAUAACCGACUUCAGCCGGCCUCCCCCUCAGCAGGAGUACAGCUGGAGGAUCUCACCUGUAGCCCUCCGCGAUUUCGGGAUGCGGUCGGUCUACAUCACCACCGUCUUCACGUUGUUCGUGGCUUUCGAGCGAACCCUGUGUGGAAGUAUGCGGUGA